Messenger RNA from Scatophagus argus, 930 nucleotides. Its product is annotated as trace amine-associated receptor 1-like. NCBI's taxonomy places the organism in Eukaryota, Metazoa, Chordata, Actinopteri, Scatophagidae. The transcript has 2 exons. Bases 1 to 930 code for a protein of 309 amino acids. Gene Ontology annotation, molecular function: trace-amine receptor activity. Gene Ontology annotation, biological process: G protein-coupled receptor signaling pathway. The record is from RefSeq and is a predicted model, not a curated record. Gene Ontology annotation, cellular component: membrane.
AUGGAACCCAAGCUAACUGUCAACGGAUCUUAUGUUAUCAAUGGCAUACAUCCCUGCUAUGAAUCAGAUAACACAACUUUUGUAUUUACAAAUAAUUCUUCCAUAAUAUGUAUAUUGGUGUAUGUUUUCCUUGGCUCACUGUCUGUUGUCACAGUGUGUGGAAACUUUCUUGUAAUAAUCUCCAUCAUUUACUUCAAGCAGCUCCACGUCCCUACUAACUACCUCAUACUGUCUCUGGCUGUGGCUGACCUGCUCGUGGGAGUUUUAGUUUUUCCUUUCAGCAUGGCAUUCACUGUAACUGCAUGUCUAUAUCAUGACGAUUUAUUUUACAGAUAUUACGCAGUGUGUCAGCCUUUGACAUAUGCGACUAAGAUAAAUGUUAAUGUUACUGCGAUCAUGAUCCUGGUUAGUUGGGGUAUUUCUGUUCUAAUUGGAAUUGGCAUCAUAAUUGCAGGAUUCAGCCAAGGUACAUGUGAAGAUAUGUGCUCUGUGGAUGUUGUAAUGGCAAACACUAUGGGACCAGUUUUCUCAUUUUAUCUCCCUGCCAUCAUAAUGCUCUGUAUCUACCUGAAGAUUUUCCUUGUUGCUCAGAAACAGAUGAAGAGCAUCCAGAACACAACCUGUCAGGGCACAAUGUCUGGAGCAACUGUCAGUAAGAUGGAAAGGAAAGCCACCAAAACUCUGGCAAUAGUUAUGGGAGUUUUUCUCUUAUGUUUGACUCCUUAUUUUCUUUGUAUUGUUUUUCAGCCUUUAGCUUAUAAAACACCACCAGUUCCUGUGAUUGAAUCACUUAACUGGCUUACACUGUCAAAUUCACUGCUGAAUCCGUUUAUCUAUGCUUUCUUUUACAGCUGGUUCAGAUCAGCAUUCAGAAUGAUCAUUUCUGGAAAAAUAUUUCAAGGUGAUUUUGCUAACUCAAAAUUGUUUUGA